AGGAAAUUUACCAGGAAAUAGGAAGUAUCCUCAGCUGAUGAUACAUCAUAUAUAAACAGCAUGCAAGUUGAGUUGAUAGGCAUGGAUAAUCAUAACCUCCACAAUAUAAACAUUCCCGGCGCCACUUAUGGAGCUGAAGCGCCGGACACUCCGGUGAGUGAGUACACCGUCCCUGAGAGGAACUUCGAAGUGUCUGAUUUCUUCGAGCUCGAUGAGUGGAUUGAUGAAGAUCCAGCAUUUGUUGUGCCUGGUUAUCCUCAGAAUCCCGGUUAUGCAGCAAAUGAAGCUGUAAACUCCAGUGGAAUCAGUAGUGGCUAUCAUGAAGGAGAUAGUAGCAGUGGAGGAAGUGGCAGGGAGAAGACAGAAUUGAAAGAGAAGGUUGCUUUCAAAACGAAGUCAGAGAUUGAGAUACUAGAUGAUGGCUUCAAGUGGAGGAAGUAUGGAAAAAAGAUGGUGAAAAACAGCCCAAAUCCAAGGAACUAUUACAAGUGUUCAGUUGAAGGCUGUCCGGUGAAGAAGAGAGUCGAAAGAGACAAAGAGGAUCCGAGGUAUGUAGUAACGACGUACGAGGGCAUCCAUAUCCACCAAGGCCCGCAGAACUAGUGGAAAUUUCUGAAAUAACAUCACUGUUUUACAAUUAUAGUU
Olea europaea var. sylvestris is the source of this 645-nucleotide messenger RNA. Its product is annotated as probable WRKY transcription factor 50. The record is from RefSeq and is a predicted model, not a curated record. Lineage: Eukaryota; Viridiplantae; Streptophyta; Magnoliopsida; Lamiales; Oleaceae. Gene Ontology annotation, molecular function: DNA-binding transcription factor activity; sequence-specific DNA binding. Bases 61 to 603 code for a protein of 180 amino acids. Gene Ontology annotation, biological process: regulation of DNA-templated transcription. The transcript has 3 exons.